GCUUGCGAAGAAGGACGAGGUUGCGGUUCUGACGUUCGAGAUCGCGACGACGACACGGAUGGGCCGGUACGUCCGGAUUACGCACGACGUCCGGAUCGUGGUCCUGAACUUCAAGACGUGGGCUGGCUCAAGGAGCCGAUGUGCCCUGAGCCUGAGGUCCAUAUAAUCCUCCCGCCCCUUGCGAAGCUGCGCGCCGUCGUGGAGCGUAUGCGCCCGCUCGCGGCGGACGUGAUCGGCAUCCGGGCUAACUUGUCGGGGUGCUUGCAGCUGUGCGCCCAGACCGACAACUCGCGCGUAGAUGUGGCAUGGAACGGGCUGUCUAAUCCCAGAAUGGAUCCGAGCACGCAGGAUCCGGAUACCUCGGACGCACGCGGCCCAACGACGCUGUACGGCGUUCUCGUGUCUCUCAGAAGCCUCCAGAACUUCCUGAGCAGUCACGUCGUGUCGACGACGACCAUUGCGUGCAUAUGCCAGAACCACUGCAUCAUACUGUACGUGUACAUCGACGAGAUGGCGGGGGCAGAUGGCAUCCUGACAUUCUACAUCCCGGCUAUUAUCGAGUGACCCCGCCACCUCCGCGCGUUUCUUUUCCUCCGUGUUUCGGAUCUUGAGUGAUCAUCCACUGUCUGUUUUUGUUGUUGGUGCUCGCCCCGUCGUGAUAUCCGCCUGCUGUAUCUAUAGCUUCCUCUCACUGCUGUGGGCGUGCUCGGGCGCCCGUUGUACUGGCCUCAUCCGUUGUCGCAUCUCAUCGACUGUCUAGGACUCGGCACGGGUUGCCAGUAUACUUGACUGUGCCA
This is a messenger RNA of Fomitopsis serialis, 797 nucleotides long. RefSeq names its product Hus1-like protein-domain-containing protein. Gene Ontology annotation, cellular component: site of double-strand break; checkpoint clamp complex. Gene Ontology annotation, biological process: telomere maintenance; mitotic DNA replication checkpoint signaling; meiotic DNA integrity checkpoint signaling. The annotation marks the transcript as partial. The record is from RefSeq and is a predicted model, not a curated record. Lineage: Eukaryota; Fungi; Basidiomycota; Agaricomycetes; Polyporales; Fomitopsidaceae. The transcript is spliced from 4 exons.